Prorocentrum cordatum is the source of this 339-nucleotide messenger RNA. NCBI's taxonomy places the organism in Eukaryota, Dinophyceae, Prorocentrales, Prorocentraceae. The record is from the annotation of a GenBank genome assembly.
AUGCGAGAACCACCAUGGUCAUCUGAAGGGUUCGGCUUGGAGGAGGAAGAGGGAGCGAAGGAAGUGGGACAUGGGGAAGGGGAAUCAUAUAAUCAGCGCGUUUCGCAGAAAACGCGAGCUACCAGCAAACCCGCCGCCUCGAAGGAGCCGCUGCGAAAGGGAAAGGCAAAUUUGGAGGAGGGAAGGCAUGCUAACAAAAAAGGAGCCGGCUAUUUCUCCGCCACCGCACCUUCGCCCCACCCACCGGCAGCGAAGACGCCUCCACCGACCGCGGCGGCCACCCACGCCUGCCUCUCCGAGGCCAGCCUGAGGACCACAACAGGAAUCCGCUGGAAUUAG